Arabis nemorensis is the source of this 1518-nucleotide messenger RNA. The record is from the annotation of a GenBank genome assembly. NCBI's taxonomy places the organism in Eukaryota, Viridiplantae, Streptophyta, Magnoliopsida, Brassicales, Brassicaceae.
AUGGAAGCUCAAUCAGCGUUCGGUCAUGGAAGUGUUGCGUUCACAAAGUUGCCUCACUCCCAAUGGACAGAUUACUUCCUCAAGGUUCCACUCAACGAUUCGGAAUUCGAUGUUACUACAAGAGAGAUUGACAUACUCAAGCCUGAAGUUAGGGAGCUCCUAUCUUCCGAAGAACAUGCUUUUCAAAGGAUAGAGGAUCUAAUUGGUGAUGAAAAUGACUUGUCUCUAAUCACCAUUAUGUUUCGCGUUUUUAGAACAUACGGACACAACAUGUCAUCCGACGUAUUCAAGAGAUUUAUAGGUGAUGAUGGAAAGUUAGAAGAACCUCUGAUGGGAGAUGCUAAAGAUAUACUGAGCUUGUAUGGAGCCGCACACUUUGGAACAACGACAGAUUAUAUAUUGGAAAAAGUGUUGAUGUUCACAUCGAAUCACUUAGAGUCCUUAUUGGCAGGUGGGACGUGCCCGCCUCAUAUCUCAAGGCUUAUAAGAAACACACUUUACUUACCUCAGCGUUGGAAUAUGGAAGCAGUAGUUGCAAGGGAAUACAUUACAUUCUACGAACAAGAAGAAGAUCAUGACAAGAUGUUACUCAAAUUAGCCAAGCUCAAUUUCAAGUUAUUGCAGCUACAUUACAUCAAAGAACUGAAAACUUUUAUCACAUGGUGGAUGAAGCUGGACCUUACAUCUAAAAUUCCAACUCAAUUCAGAGAGAGGAUCGUGGAGGCGUGGCUCGCAGGAUUGAUGAUUUAUUUCGAACCUCAAUUUUCAGGUGGGAGGGUUAUAGCUGCUAAGUUCAUCUACCUCCUUACCAUUUUAGCCGACGCUUGCGAUCAUUAUUUCUCUAUUCCUGAGCUUACAAGACUCGUAGAAUGUGUGGUAAGAUGGAGUCCUGAUGAGGUUGACACACUCGAAGAAAUGUCGCGAUUGGUUUUCCAACUUACGUUGGAUGUUUUCGACGAUAUCGAAAGAGAACUCAAAAUCCUCGUGAGGGCGAACCUUGAUCUUAUCAAAUGGGCACGAGGAAACCAGAUGCCUUGCUUCGAGGAAUAUGUGGAAGUUGGUGGAGUAGCACUUACUAGUUAUGCAACACUAAUGUAUUCUUUUGUCGGAAUGGGAGAAACCGUCGUAAAGGAGGCAUACGAGUGGGUAAUAUCCAGACCGAAACUAAUCAAAUCUCUAGCUGCAAAGGGUCGUCUAAUGGACGAUAUGACUGAUUUCGAGAAUGACAUGAGUAAUGGGUUUGCUGCAAAUGCGAUCAACUAUUAUAUGAAGCAAUUUUUAGUUACUAAAGAAGAAGCUAUUCUAGAGUGUCAAAAAAUGAUUGUAGACACUAAUAAGACUGUAAAUGAGGAGCUAUUGAAGACAACCGCUGUGCCACAUCUAGUUCUCAAGCAAGCCCACAAUUUUGGACGGUUGUUGCAUGUCCUCGACAGCCACAGCGAUGACAUAUACAAUUGUAGUGAAGGAAAACUCAAGGAGUAUAUAGUUACCUUGCUCGUGGAUCCAAUACGUUUCUGA